AAAGAUACACUCAAAUCGUUUUUCCUUUCAAACCGCUGCGAGAUAAUCUCUCCAUGUAUUAAUCUUUCCGUCCCUCUUGUUAAUCUCUUUAAAUCCCACGCCUUAAAACUAUAAAGGAAAGACGCACACUUUCUCUCUUGUUGAUCUCUUUAAAUCCCACCAGUUAAAAAGUAGAACUCCCUCUCUCACUCAGAUCGCGUGUUUGCGUUGGUUUUCUGGUGGCCUAAUCUUUCCCUUCUUUCAGAGAUUUUGUUGAUUGAGGUUUGCGGAGAGGUUUGCGUUGGUUUUCUGGUGGCCUAAUCUUUCCCUUUUUUCAGAGAUUUUGUUGAUUGAGGUUUGUGAAGAGGAUUAAUGGCUCGUACGAAGCAAACAGCUCGUAAAUCAACAGGAGGAAAGGCUCCAAGGAAGCAGCUCGCAACCAAGGCUGCAAGGAAGUCCGCUCCAACAACAGGUGGUGUCAAGAAGCCUCAUCGUUUUCGCCCUGGGACUGUCGCUCUUAGGGAAAUUCGAAAGUAUCAGAAGAGCACUGAGCUCCUUAUUCGCAAACUCCCUUUCCAGAGGCUUGUUCGUGAGAUAGCCCAGGACUUCAAGACUGAUCUUCGUUUCCAGAGUCAUGCGGUUCUCGCUCUCCAAGAAGCUGCUGAGGCUUAUUUGGUUGGCCUCUUUGAGGAUACCAACCUUUGCGCCAUUCAUGCCAAGAGGGUAACCAUCAUGCCCAAGGAUAUGCAGCUUGCUAGGCGUAUUCGUGGGGAGCGGGCUUAACUUAUCUCCUCUCUAAUUUCACUCCUCACUCUUAGUUUUUUAUUUUUUAUUUUUUAUUUUGGAUUUGGACCUUUAGGCAAUGGACCUUUUGGGGUUUAAGAUUAGGUUGGAUUGAAAGGAUAGGCCCUGCUCUUGGUGGUUUUGUAAUUGAUGGUCAUGCCUUCUAACCAAACUCUGUGGAAGCACAAGCAUUUACAUGUGGUAAUUGGUUUCUCUUUCUGAUUUAGACUGUGGACGAGCCUAUAUGUGGUAAAUCUUUCUUUUUUUUGGAUUCGGAGAUGUAAUAUUUUCUCGUGCUCUUACGGUUUCUUUGGAUGUGUU
Molecule: messenger RNA, 1083 nt
Organism: Amborella trichopoda
Lineage: Eukaryota; Viridiplantae; Streptophyta; Magnoliopsida; Amborellales; Amborellaceae
Source: RefSeq, a predicted model, not a curated record